Messenger RNA from Mesitornis unicolor (brown roatelo), 2010 nucleotides. RefSeq names its product elongation factor Tu GTP binding domain containing 2 (gene EFTUD2). The annotation marks the transcript as partial. Gene Ontology annotation, biological process: mRNA splicing, via spliceosome. Gene Ontology annotation, molecular function: translation elongation factor activity; GTPase activity; GTP binding. Gene Ontology annotation, cellular component: U2-type catalytic step 2 spliceosome; cytosol; U4/U6 x U5 tri-snRNP complex. The record is from RefSeq and is a predicted model, not a curated record. NCBI's taxonomy places the organism in Eukaryota, Metazoa, Chordata, Aves, Mesitornithiformes, Mesitornithidae. The transcript is spliced from 18 exons.
GAGAGCUCAGAAGCGAAGCAGUUCAGCCCUGCCUGCGUUGUCACAAAGUCUCCCGAGUCUGAGACUCGGCUGCAGCCGGGCGCAGGAGACAUCAAUUACCAGGAGUUUGCAAAGCGGCUUUGGGGUGACAUCUACUUCAACCCCAAGACCCGCAAGUUCACUAAAAAGGCCCCAACGAGCAGCUCCCAGCGCAGUUUUGUGGAGUUCAUUCUGGAGCCCCUGUAUAAGAUCCUGGCUCAGGUGGUGGGAGAUGUGGACACGACCCUGCCCAGGACUCUGGAUGAACUUGGCAUCCACCUGACCAAAGAAGAAUUGAAGUUGAACAUCCGGCCCCUCCUGCGGCUCGUCUGCAAGAAGUUCUUUGGGGAGUUCACAGGCUUUGUGGACAUGUGUGUGCAGCACAUCCCCUCGCCGAAGGUGGGAGCCAAGACGAAGAUCGAGCAUACCUACACCGGCGGUGUCGACUCUGACCUGGGGGAGGCCAUGAGCGAAUGCGACCCUGACGGUCCACUGAUGUGUCACACCACAAAAAUGUACAGCACGGACGAUGGCGUUCAGUUCCACGCCUUUGGCAGAGUGCUCAGUGGUACCAUCCAUGCUGGGCAGCCUGUGAAGGUCCUUGGAGAAAACUAUACCCUGGAAGAUGAGGAGGAUUCCCAGAUCUGCACCGUUGGACGCCUCUGGAUCUCAGUUGCGAGGUACCACAUUGAGGUGAACCGAGUUCCUGCUGGCAACUGGGUGCUGAUAGAAGGAGUGGACCAGCCCAUCGUGAAGACUGCGACUGUCACGGAGCCUCGUGGCAAUGAGGAGGCUCAGAUCUUCCGUCCUUUGAAGUUCAACACCACAUCUGUUAUCAAGAUAGCUGUGGAGCCAGUCAACCCCUCAGAGCUCCCCAAAAUGUUAGAUGGUCUCCGCAAAGUCAACAAGAGUUACCCCUCGCUUACGACUAAGGUGGAGGAGUCUGGGGAGCACGUGAUCCUGGGGACGGGGGAGCUCUACCUGGAUUGUGUGAUGCACGACCUGCGGAAGAUGUAUUCGGAGAUCGAUAUCAAGGUCGCCGAUCCCGUUGUGACAUUCUGCGAGACAGUGGUGGAAACGUCCUCCCUCAAGUGCUUUGCUGAGACCCCCAACAAGAAGAACAAGAUCACGAUGAUUGCUGAGCCUCUGGAGAAGGGACUUGCGGAGGACAUUGAAAAUGAAGUGGUGCAGAUAACGUGGAACAGAAAGAAGCUGGGUGAAUUCUUCCAGACCAAAUAUGACUGGGAUUUGCUGGCUGCCCGCUCCAUCUGGGCCUUUGGGCCAGAUGCCACUGGCCCAAACAUCCUGGUGGAUGAUACACUGCCCUCUGAGGUGGACAAGUCUCUGCUGGGCUCUGUGAAGGACAGCAUUGUGCAGGGAUUUCAGUGGGGGACCAGGGAAGGACCUCUCUGUGAUGAGCUGAUCCGCAACGUGAAGUUUAAGAUCCUGGAUGCGGUGAUUGCUCAGGAGCCCUUGCACCGGGGUGGAGGACAGAUCAUCCCGACGGCCCGCAGAGUGGUCUAUUCUGCUUUCCUGAUGGCCACCCCUCGCCUGAUGGAGCCGUACUACUUCGUGGAGGUGCAGGCUCCUGCCGACUGCGUGUCUGCGGUGUACACGGUCCUGGCCAGGCGCAGAGGCCAUGUGACACAGGAUGCCCCGAUCCCGGGCUCUCCUCUCUACACCAUCAAAGCCUUCAUCCCGGCCAUUGAUUCAUUCGGGUUCGAGACAGACUUGAGGACCCACACGCAGGGACAAGCCUUCUCGCUCUCUGUCUUCCACCACUGGCAGAUUGUGCCUGGUGACCCCUUGGAUAAGAGCAUCGUCAUCCGACCGCUGGAGCCCCAGCCAGCCCCGCAUCUGGCCAGAGAGUUCAUGAUCAAGACCAGGCGUAGGAAGGGCUUGAGCGAGGACGUGAGCAUCAGCAAGUUCUUCGAUGACCCCAUGUUGCUGGAACUGGCCAAACAAGACGUCGUUCUCAACUACCCCAUGUGA